This is a messenger RNA of Ziziphus jujuba (common jujube), 2255 nucleotides long. RefSeq names its product CLP protease regulatory subunit CLPX1, mitochondrial. The transcript has 15 exons. The record is from RefSeq and is a predicted model, not a curated record. Gene Ontology annotation, molecular function: ATP hydrolysis activity; ATP-dependent protein folding chaperone; ATP binding. Gene Ontology annotation, biological process: proteolysis; protein folding; protein catabolic process. Lineage: Eukaryota; Viridiplantae; Streptophyta; Magnoliopsida; Rosales; Rhamnaceae. Bases 299 to 2071 code for a protein of 590 amino acids. Gene Ontology annotation, cellular component: mitochondrial matrix.
GACACGUCGUCGCAAAUAGGAUACUCCCUCACAGUCACUCACAGCACACAGAAGAUAUUCGUCGUUUUCUUCCAAAUCCCCCCCCUUUUUCCCGAAAAUUCUCCCACCAUACAUGAUUUCCAAAAUCUAGGACUAACCCACUGGAAUUCGCCUUCCCUUUCCUAAAUCUCCUAUUUGAAUUUUGCAUUUUGAUACACUUUUAUGAACCCUAAAAUAUUCGCCUCCUAAUUUUAUUUAUUUAUUUUUUUUUUUUUUGGGCCAUUCGUUUUCCCGGGAAAAUAAUCGAGCCCCCUUUCCAAUGGCCGCGGCGCUCAGAUCGAAGCCCUAUAAGGAGACAGCUUCGUUGACGGUCUCGCAGUUCAGAUACUUCGUUUUCAACUAUAUGCAUGCGGGUCGCAUGGCCAAUUCUCAAUCUGUGCACCGUACCAAAUGGGACGACCUCUACAUGAACACUCCUUAUAACUUCACUUCCUUCAAGCCCGUUUCGCUCCGUGGCGAUUUCGUAGAAAAAGGCAGCCAAAUUCUCAAUGGUCGAAGAGCUACUCAGGAAGCCACUAAAAACAACGAUGGAAAUUGGUGUGAAAAAUUGGACAGAAGUGGGCGUAAUAGUGUUUUGAACUCUUAUGGGGACCCACCCGAGGUAUGGUCUGGAGAUGGAAUUGUAGUCAGGGCAGGUCCGAAUGUGAAUUUGGUUCGUGGAGGAGGAGGAGGAGGUGGUGGUCAAGGCCCUGGUUCGGGAGGUGGGUUCGGGUCCAAUUCGAAGGAUGGGUGUUGGGGAGGGUCAAAUAUGGGGAGUAAUUUCCCAACGCCGAAAGAAAUCUGUAAAGGACUUGAUAAGUUUGUAAUUGGACAAGAGAGGGCCAAAAAGGUGCUAGCCGUGGCUGUUUACAAUCAUUAUAAGAGGAUAUAUCACGAGACCCUAAAUAAAUGGUCCUCUGAAGAUUCAGGUAAUCAAAAACCAAAUUCGGUGGAUGAUGAUAGAGUUGAACUUGAAAAAAGUAACAUUCUUCUGAUGGGGCCAACAGGCUCAGGGAAGACAUUACUCGCCAAAACCUUAGCCCGAUUUGUUAAUGUUCCAUUUGUGAUAGCAGAUGCUACAACACUGACUCAGGCAGGUUAUGUAGGGGAAGAUGUGGAGUCAAUAUUAUACAAACUGCUGAUGGUUGCAGACUAUAAUGUGGCAGCUGCACAGCAGGGCAUUGUUUAUAUUGACGAAGUUGACAAGAUUACUAAGAAGGCUGAAAGCCUCAACAUUAGUAGAGAUGUAUCUGGAGAAGGUGUUCAACAGGCAUUGUUAAAGAUGCUGGAAGGAACAAUUGUCAAUGUGCCGGAGAAGGGAGCACGCAAGCACCCUAGGGGUGAAAAUAUUCAGAUUGACACUAAGGAUAUUCUCUUCAUUUGUGGGGGUGCCUUUAUUGACUUGGAGAAAACAAUUUCAGAAAGACAUCAAGAUUCUUCUAUUGGAUUUGGUGCCCCAGUACGUGCAAACAUGAGGACCGGUGGUGUGACAGAUGCUGCUGUUACAUCAUCCUUAUUGGAGACUGUUGAAAGUGGUGAUCUUAUUGCAUAUGGUUUGAUACCUGAAUUUGUUGGGCGAUUUCCAAUACUUGUCAGUUUGUCUGCACUGACUGAAAAUCAACUCAUCCAGGUCCUAACGGAGCCUAAAAAUGCCCUUGGGAAGCAAUACAAGAAAAUGUUCCAGAUGAAUGGUGUCAAGCUGCAUUUUACAGAGGGUGCCUUGAGAUUGAUUGCUAGAAAAGCAAUAUCAAAGAACACAGGGGCUCGGGGCUUACGGUCAAUACUAGAGAAUAUAUUGAUGGAUGCCAUGUAUGAGAUUCCUGAUGUCAGAACAGGAGAUGAAAUAAUCGACGCAGUUGUAGUUGAUGAAGAGGCUGUUGAGUCAAAGGGCAAAGGCAAGGGUUGUGGAGCUAAAAUCCUUUAUGGAAAGGGUGCAUUGGAUUGUUAUCUUUUAGGACAUAAAUCCAAAAAUAUAGAGUCCUCAACCGAAGAGGGUUCUGAAAGAGAGCCUGAGGUGGAAACAGAACUUCCCUCUGUUGUUGCCAGCUUGUAAUAAUAUCUCUUUUGAUUAUUUAUUUGUAUUCUCAUGUAUUGUACAUAAUAAAAUUUAUUUUAAUUAUAAUAUAUAUAGAUAAGCUUUAUGUACAAUUCCACAAAAGGAUUUGGCCUCUGUCCAGUUCAUGAACUGGAAAAUCUUUUCCGGUUAAUAGGAAAACGUAUAUACUUUUUAUUUCUUA